Messenger RNA from Leucoraja erinaceus (little skate), 2819 nucleotides. RefSeq names its product stromal cell-derived factor 1-like. NCBI's taxonomy places the organism in Eukaryota, Metazoa, Chordata, Chondrichthyes, Rajiformes, Rajidae. The transcript is spliced from 4 exons. Gene Ontology annotation, molecular function: chemokine activity; CXCR chemokine receptor binding. The record is from RefSeq and is a predicted model, not a curated record. Gene Ontology annotation, biological process: induction of positive chemotaxis; axon guidance; positive regulation of cell migration. The coding region runs from base 1073 to 1351 and encodes 92 amino acids. Gene Ontology annotation, cellular component: external side of plasma membrane; extracellular region.
CUGUACAUGUAUAGUGACAAUAAAUGGCAUAUCUAUAUCUAUGUACAGGAACCAGGGCCCCUUCAGCCCCUCAUGCUAGCCCUUUGUCACUCUAUUAGAUCAUGCCUUAUACGUGCCCAAUCCCCUUCACCAGAACCCCCUCCUUGAUUAAAUCAUCGGCAAAAGUCAAACACAUCAACAUCACACGGCAAUACCCCAUGCAUCGUGGCAGGAUCUGCUUGGAACACCAUGUCGAUGAACUGGGAAGAGGCCCUCCUUAGUCAGGCAGCAAUCUCCUCUGCCAGUGGAAGGACAAAGUUAAAAAAAAUAAGCUCCAAAACAAAGAAAUAAAUAGGGUUAUGAUUAAUAACCAGAAUGAGCAGAUGUAAUAACAGGGUAACUAGUUAAUCUUCAUUAGAGCAAUCAGUUGAAGAUUAUGGCUUGUGUCCUUUCAUCAGCAUCUGACACUUCGUUGCACUCAAACUCCUAAAUAUUUGUGAAUAGUUUGAAAGGGAAUUGAUUUAUUUAGUGUUUUUUAAACGUUUUCAAGACAAGGGCAGAUAGUUAACGUCAUACUAUUGAUGGAGUGACCUUGUUCCCUGGCGAUACUGGACACUGCAGGAUUGUGGGGGCAGGUUUGGGAUGUGUUCUGUGCCAGCUGGUUGUAGACUUCACUCAUGGACCUUCCCGCCUCGUCUCCUGAGUACACCUGGUGCUAUGGAGCUCACUCAGGUGUAGGUCAGAAGGCACCUGGACUGGGAGGCUGGAGAUCGGAGGUCUACUCUGGUGCGGCUCUCUGCUUACGGACCGAGCUACCAGCUGGUCACCGACCGACCCUGACCUGUCCCUUGAGUGUUCUGCUUCAGUUGGGGGGGAGGUGAAACUAUCCCAAUUGUUGGGAAAUAAGUCAAAAUAUAAUCACUUUGCCAGCUCUUGAUAAAGUACCAUCUUGGGUAUUCCCUGCAUCCAAUAAAAGGCUGGAAUGGGGGUGGAUUCCUUCCAAAUGCAGAGACACAACUAGCUGGGAGUAGUUUGAAUCUGGGAUCAUUCAAACUGUGGUGGCUGCACUGUUCAGACUGUGAAAUCUCCCAACAUGAAUGUGAAAUGCUGCAUGCUGAUCGCCCUUGUGCUUGCGAUAAUCUGCAUCGACUGGACCCAAGGAAAGCCGUCCUCGAUAAUAAACAGAUGUAAGUGUCGUGGGGGAACAAUGCGCCUUCACCCGAACCACAUCCAGAAGCUGAUUGUGCUUCCCAUCCCAAACUGCCCCAUGCAGAUCAUAGCCACUCUGAAGAACAACGGUGGCCAGGUCUGCAUUCACCCGAAGACAAGAUGGCUUCGCAACAGAAAAAGAUACCUGAAAUCCCUGAUGUAGACGCUGCCAUGACAUGCGGAUCCUGUGGGCCUUGUCAACACAUUUAUAUUCCAUGAAGACUGCCAUCUGCUUCACUCAGUAACCAACUAUUGAAAACCCAGCGAUAUCAUUUACCAGCCAAACAUUUAUACCAACAUCUGUUGACCAAUGCUUUCAGAUUCAGUGUAAUGACUAUCUCUAUAUUGGUUUCACCUUCCACACGCUAACCUUAUGUCUGAACAAAGAGGAGCAUUCGCAGGCCGUGACAAGGCAGUGCCUCAGUGGUCUGGUUUGGACCCAUCUCUUCUUGCACAGCCUAAAGUUGUAGGACAACUUGUUGAAUUUGAUCUUAUUUGAUUGUGCACGCCAGGUUGAUUGCAUUCGUUGAAACAGGGCGGACCAGGUGAAGGUUGCAAUCUCCCCCCCGACCCAUGUAUUGGUAUGACAACCUAACUUGCUUCUUUCACCACAUAACUUGCAGGAACUCAACUAACCAAUAGAACAUCUCAAAGACCUGACCAAAAGGAUGGCAGCCCCACUGUGGGCAAGUUGGAGUGGUGCAGGAGAGAUUCUCCUGCAUGUUACCUGGGCUUGUGCGCUUGAGUUAUAGGGAUAGUGCUGGAGCUUAAUUCUUUGAAGGGUAGGAGGUGUGAAUUUAUAGCGAUGCACCAGAUACAUGGUAUAUACAUGGCUGGUCCAGAUGAGUUUCUGUUUAAUGGUGACGCCAGGAUAUUGAUACAGGAGUGUAAUAAGAAGGAACUGCAGAUGCUGGUUGAUACCAAAGAUAGUCACAAAGUGGUGGAGUCAGGUCAGGCAGCAUCUCUGCAGAAAAUGAAUAGGUGACAUCUGAAGAAGUGUCCCGACCCGAAACAUCACCUGUCGAUGUUCUCUAGUUUGCUGCUGGCCUGCAGAGUUACUCCAGCACUUAUGUCUAUCCAUUGUUACUGGAGACUUGGUGAUGGUGAUAUUGAAUAUCGAGUUGGUGUUUAGACUGUCUCUUGUGUUGUGGGGUAAUAUUGCUUUGCCGGUUAUCGGACCAUGUGAAUGCAAGCCAGGCUCUGCUCUGUCGAGGCAAGAGCUGCUUCAUUCUCUGACACCAGCACUCCACAGCCAACCUUUCACCUGAAAUGGAAAGCAGAGGCAGCCGUUGGUCGACAGUGAGGUGUAUGCACCAAGGGAAAUGAUGCAUCAGUCCCAGACCACAGGCCAACAAAACCCAGCAGGAAAAAUAAAUAAUAGCAGUUACUCACAGGCCCCAUAAACAUUCAUACAUCACAAGGGGUCACGAGGGAUAAUCUGGUGGUGUUUGUUCUGCUUCUCAUAACACAUAAACUUGCUCUGCUAAAUAUGUAGGAAAUACACUUUACACAUGCAUACAGUACGGCAUCUAAAACAAUCCAUGCUCCUUUUCAUUUCUUGAAUGCUUUCUUUUGAAAAUUGCCUGUAGCUCAGUGAUAGCUCUCCCACCAGCUCUUGAUGCUCUCAUCUC